This is a messenger RNA of Monoraphidium neglectum, 264 nucleotides long. RefSeq names its product GTP-binding protein. Gene Ontology annotation, biological process: cytoplasmic translation. Gene Ontology annotation, molecular function: GTP binding; GTPase activity. The coding region runs from base 1 to 264 and encodes 87 amino acids. The transcript is spliced from 5 exons. Gene Ontology annotation, cellular component: cytoplasm. Lineage: Eukaryota; Viridiplantae; Chlorophyta; Chlorophyceae; Sphaeropleales; Selenastraceae. The record is from RefSeq and is a predicted model, not a curated record.
AUGCGAUCACAACAGCGCUCGUCAGGGAGUGUGCGCGUCUACACCAAGCCCAAGGGCAAGCUGCCGGACUUCAACGAGCCGGUGGUGCUGCGGCGCACGCAGUGCUCCAUCGAGGGCUUCUGCAACAAGCUGCACAAGACCAUGAUCAAGCAGCUCAAGUACGCCCUGGUGUGGGGCACCAGCGCAAAGCACCGGCCGCAGAAGGUGGGCAAGGACCACGUGCUGACAGACGAGGACAUCGUGCAGAUCAUCAAGAAGGUGUGA